AUGUACCUAGGAAGACACGUAGAGAUGACCCAUUGUUCAGAUAGUUGUUAUAGCUCGCCUGCUGGAUCCCUCUCUUCUAUUCCAGGGAUAGCACCAAGAAGGCCUCUCGGAUACAACAGUUCACAGAAUUUCUUCAAAUCAUUCGCUCCAGAUAUGGCUGCGACAACAUUAGAGAUGGAUGAUAUUGAUGUGGAAUCAGCUAGAAAUGGGGAAACGAGACACGGGUCUGAGGAUGGCAGUGAACUUUGGAACAUUUUCCGGAAGGACCGACUGCCUGAAGAUUCCGAAUGCUGUGUAGGGUUUACCGACAAGUUCUUCAGAGUUUUCAAGUUCCUGUUCUACAUUUUCCUGUUGUUUGCGUUAAUAGGUGGCGUUAUCAUCACACGAGGCGGGCUACAGAUUCUGGCGUCACUGCUUGGCGACCAAGAUCGAAGAUUUGUAAAUAGAACCAUUACCCAGGAUUUUAUAUCAUACUUGUUUUUCUUCGUGAUCGCAGUCCCUGACGCUCUCAAAUUUUUGCAGAGUUUUUUCAUGUUUCUAUUUGGUAGUCGAGAAAGUCCAACAUGUGUGCGUUUUAUUAUGAUUAUCAUACGAGAAGGGCUUCAUCUUUUUGGCCUUGGAUGUCUGCUUUUCAAGGUCAUGCCUUAUCUCGACCCACUACAGACGUGUCUUGUAACAAUAUCCGUGCCCUUACUACCCGCCAUUGUCAAUUUGGUAUCAUACUGCCACAGAAAAGCUUGCCAAAUACGCAAAGGAAUCAAAAAGUUUUUUAAUAUCUUCUUUUUAAUAUUACUUUUACCUGCUGUCAUAAUUGUGCCAUACACCCUCUUCCAGUCUAGUGAAAUUAAAAGUGCCAAACGUUGGCCAGAUAAAGGAGUGCUUGUUGCCUGGAUUUUGAUAUCAGUAGUAUUGUUGUCGGCGAGAUGGAUCGAAACAUACUCCUUCGUCUGCAGAAGAUUCAUAGAAGAUAGAAAAGACAAACGAGUAAAAGAUAAAGGAUACGUGAUUUCGCAUAUGGCGUCAAGCAUCUUUAGAAUAAUCCUAUUGAUUAUUCUAUUUCCAACGUUUUAUUGUCAAAAUGUUCGAGGAAUCAAUGAUACAUACGAUAAAUUCAUGUCAUUGACGAAAGUGUCAGGACUACUCCCCCAAAAUUGCUCCGAAUUUCUAAAUUUUUCGAGCCCCACCGUUAACAGUACUGUCACGUGCAGUGACGAAGGGAUAUCAUACUGGCUUGUGAUUGGUCCAUAUCUGGCUCAUACGAUUGGUGCAGUGUUGACAACCCAUUUCGGCGUUUUAGCAAGUAGACUACGCAUGCAGAAAUUGGGUUUUGCAAUUCCACUUACUCUUGCAACACCCCUUUACGUCAUCCUAUUGAUUGUACUUAAUGAAACAGACAAGGACUUUGUAAAUGGAUAUUUAUUAUUGAAAGCAGACGAUAAAUGGUUACUAGUUGCAUUCUUUUUCAUUGGUUGGGUCGGACAAACCUGGGUCUGUCGUCAUGCUUGGUACAAACAGCGCGAAGAACGCAUGGAAUUUGCCAACAAACUGUUUGUUCUACCCCACUUCUGUAGUCCAAUGGUAGACCUGGCACUGUUACACAGCAGGAAGAAACGAAACGCAUCUGAAACAGAGAAACAAACAGAGACAUCUGGCGUAGACUCCAAGGUUUAUAUCUGCGCCACCAUGUGGCACGAAAAUCGGAUUGAGAUGAAGCAGAUUCUGAUAUCUAUAUUUAGACUUGAUCACCACCAGUUUCAAUAUGAGUAUAGCAAAAACGAACUUAAGCAUAAGGAAAAAGAUUAUUAUACAUUUGAAGCACAUAUUCCUUUUGAUGAUGCCAUGGAAACUAAUAAAUCAACAAAUAAAAGAGGACCUAAUGAUUUUGUCAGGCAGUUCAUGGAAAUCGUGGAUGAAGCGGCUAGUGCUUUUUAUCAAAGAAAAGUUGUUUUGGAUCCGCCUAAAAAAUACGUCACUCCUUAUGGUGGUCGUUUGGAAUGGGAACUUCCGGGGGAAAAUAAAUUGAUAGUUCAUCUCAAAGACAAAGAAAAAAUACGUCACAAGAAAAGAUGGUCGCAGAUCAUGUACAUGUACUAUUUCAUUGGAUACGAACUUCUCAUGAAAGAGAAUAAACCAACAACCGUGAUGAAUCCGGAUUUUGAUGACGUGCCUUCAAUAUUUGAAUUAUUGUCUGAACAAGUGAAGCAAAAGGCUGAAAAUUCCUACAUUCUUGCACUUGAUGGUGACGUUGAUUUCCAACCAGAAGCUCUUCAGCUUUUAAUAGACCGUAUGAAGAUAAACCCCAAAGUAGGAGCAACAUGUGGACGAAUCAAACCCGGGGGUUCAGGGCCUGUAGUCUGGUAUCAACGCUUUGAGUACGCAAUAGGUCAUUGGCUUCAGAAGUCGGCUGAACAUAUGUUUGGAUGCGUACUUUGCAGUCCUGGAUGUUUCAGUUUGUUUAGGGUGAAAGCUCUUAUGGACGAUAAUGUAAUGAGAACGUAUGCAACAUUACCAACAGAGGCACGCCAUUUCCUGCAAUAUGACCAAGGAGAGGAUAGGUGGCUUUGUACUCUUAUGCUGCAACAAGGAUACAAAAUUGAAUACUGUGCCGCAGCAGAAGCCAUAACAUUUGCUCCGGAAGAGUUUAAAGAGUUUUUCAACCAGAGAAGACGCUGGAUGCCCUCUACAAUGGCCAACAUUUUGGAUUUGUUACAAAGUUAUGCCCGUACAACGAAAACGAAUCCAAACAUUUCAUACUUCUACAUUUUUUAUCAAAUUAUCUUAUUUGUAUCAUCGGUUUUGGGUCCUUCAACUGUUUUGCUGGCACUUGAGUCUGCCGUUGCCUCAGUAUUUGGUGUUGCACCUUGGUUGGCCUAUCUUUUGACAUAUGGCCCAACAAUACUCUUUAUAUUUGUUUGUCUUAAAUGUAAAACAGACACGCAACUGAACUGGGCGAUGGUUCUAAGUGCUAUUUAUGCCCUAUUAAUGAUGGCAGUAUUUGUAGGGACACUGGUGUCGAUUGCUAGCGAGGGCUGGUAUACUCCUACAGGAAUGUUUUUCUAUAUUCUUGUUGGCACAUUCCUUAUCGCUGGCCUCCUUCAUCCACAUGAGUUUGGUGACCUUAUCUGGGGAAUUCUUUAUUUUAUCUGUAUUCCAGCAGGAUAUCUUUUCUUGAUAAUUUACGCAAUCUGUAAUUUGAACAAUGUAUCUUGGGGAACGAGAGAAAAUAAAACAGCAGUCUUAGAAAAUGCUGGACAGGGUGGUAAAAAGAGCAAAAAGAAGGAGACGGAAGACGAAAUAGAUUUUGUUACGACGGAAAUGAUCAGUGGUAUGAUAAAACAAGUAAAGAACACAAAUGUUUCCGGAGCUUCUUGUUCAGAAGCAUUCUUUUCCGUAUUCCGUUGGAUGAAUAAUCUAGUUAUUUUGAAGUCUCUGGAGUCUGUUCAAAAUAUAUUCGAAAAAAGUAAGGACGAAACAGAUCAAGCAUCUGAUCAGGCAGUUGGUAAGAAAUCACUUCUCAAAAGCAGGCGACACAAAAUACCAAAGAUUGAUCCCAAUCAACUGGACGAAACGUCAUGGGCGACGGAAGAUGUGAGAAACACGAAAAUAUCCACAUUAGAUCAAAAGGAAGAGAAAUUUUGGAUUGGAUUAGUUCAUCAUUACCUUUACCCCUUAGAUGAAGAUAAGAAAAAAGUAGACAAAGAUAAGGAAAUGCUCGCUGAAUUAAGGAAUAAAGUGGCUUUUGGAUUUUUCUUCCUUAAUGCACUGUGGUUAGCUAUUAUGACGGCGAUGAACGAAGUGAAGUAUAUCAUCAACAUUAAAAUAACAGAUACGGUGACCAUCGAACCACUUGGGUUUGUAUUUUUAGUCGUGUUUACUUUACUUUUGUUGCUGCAGUUUGUGGGCAUGCUAAUGCAUAGACACGAGACCCUUCUCCACAUCUUAGCGAUAACUAAACUUUUCAAACGGAAGACACAUGAUAUCAAGAAAGACAUCGGGGAACUUGCAAAAUCGCCUGUGACUGAUGACAGUACCAGCUUGAAUGAAACCUCAGAUGACGACGAGGGUAUAUACUGCAAUGAAUCUGUAAUUAAAGAAAUUGCGGAAAAGAGGAAAAAUGAUUUGGGUAGAAGCCACAUCGGACACUAUGAAAAAAGAAAAAGUCAGGGCUUAAACCUACGACAAACUGUACGAAGAAACAUAAAGACACUUGAUCGACGAGGGCAAAGAGGUUACAGAAAUCAUACAAUACAGGAGUAAAUUAAAGCAUCUAUUUAAUUACGUUCUAUUAAAUUUAAUAUUAACUACAGAUAUAGUCAGAAAACAUGUCCAAAAGCAACAUUACGAUAUCUGUAAAAGACAAAUAUAGGGUUCAUUAAUUAUUAUUUUCAUUUAAUAAAUACGUUUUUGUUUUUUAAGUUACAAAAUUUCGACAAAGACCGAUCGUUUUUGUUCAGAAAUUAUUCGCAUCAACUUGUAUAUUAGAUAAGGAAUAAUAUAUUUAUUUUAUUUGAUUUCAUGAUAAGAUCUGUAUUAAUCUCAGGUGGUUAAAUGCUUAGAGAAAUAGACUCAUUUUAAGUUAUUUUAAAUAUAUAUGUAAAUAU
Messenger RNA from Saccostrea echinata, 4601 nucleotides. RefSeq names its product chitin synthase-like. Bases 1 to 4257 code for a protein of 1418 amino acids. The record is from RefSeq and is a predicted model, not a curated record. The transcript is spliced from 13 exons. NCBI's taxonomy places the organism in Eukaryota, Metazoa, Mollusca, Bivalvia, Ostreida, Ostreidae. Gene Ontology annotation, cellular component: cell periphery; cell septum. Gene Ontology annotation, molecular function: chitin synthase activity.